This is a messenger RNA of Lates calcarifer (barramundi perch), 6590 nucleotides long. Its product is annotated as collagen alpha-1(XV) chain-like. Gene Ontology annotation, cellular component: basement membrane. Lineage: Eukaryota; Metazoa; Chordata; Actinopteri; Centropomidae. The record is from RefSeq and is a predicted model, not a curated record.
GAGAGGGUCCUCUGAGUGAAUGAGGGAGGGGGCUUUUUUUUCCUUCAAGGGAGUCAAAUUUCCCAACUCUGCGGGCCUUACAGUCACUCAGCUCAGAACUGAGAGAGCCUUUGUACUAAGAGAGUGAGAGAGAGAGGCAGAGAAGGAGAGAGAGCAAGCAGUGUGAUUUCAGGUCUGCACACUGGGGCAGAGGGACCACAGAGUUUGCCCGAAUUUCAUCACACACAUGCACUUGGAGUUCACUUCCAAACCUGGAUUUUUAUUCUCACUAAAAUGUUUCAAGGGUGGUCUCUUGCCCUGCAUCUCAUCCUGCUGUGCUGGCUGGCCACUGCUCUGCAGGUUAUAGAAGAGCGAGGCUCAGGAGGACAUCUGGACCUGACUGAGUUAAUUGGCGUCCCCCUCCCUCCCUCAGUCUCUUUCACCCCUGGCUAUGAGGGUUUUCCAGCCUACAAUUUCGGGCCAGAAGCCAACAUUGGCCGGCUCACCAAGACCUUUGUGCCAGGGUCAUUCUACAGGGACUUUGCCAUCAUCGUCACGGUGCGUCCAGCUGACCAAAGAGGAGGCAUACUCUUUGCCAUCACAGAUGCCCGUCAAAAGGUGGUGGAGCUGGGUCUGGCCCUAACUCCAGUCCGUGGAGGCCUCCAGAGCAUCUUAUUGUACUACACAGACGGAGAGCAGGCCUCCCAUAGUCACAAAGCUGCAGCCUUCAGUGUCCCAGAUAUGACUGACCAGUGGACACGGUUUACGGUGGUGGUGGAACAUGAUGAGGUGCGUCUCUACAUGGACUGUGGAGAGGCAGAGAGGGCUACUUUCCAUCGGAGGCCAGAAAGACUCACUUUUUCUCAUAACUCUGGCAUCUUUGUAGCUAAUGCAGGAAGCACAGGACUUGACAAGUUUGUGGGUUCCAUUCAACAGCUGGUGAUAAAAGAUGAUCCGAGGGCAGCUGAAGAGCAGUGUGAAGACGAUGAUCCUUAUGCCUCAGGAUAUGCCAGCGGAGAUGAUGCUCUGGAUGACAGAGAGACAGAGGAGGAAGUGAUGAAACCCACACAGGAGAGGAAACAGGAAGAGGACAGUGUUCCAGUUAGAGCUCCCCCCACUGAGGCUCCAGAGGUGGAGAUUGAUGAAUUUUCUGGUCACAUGACACCAACAGAAACCAGUGAAGAAAUUCUGACAAGAGGGUCACACCAGACAGAGGAGGCAGGAGAGAGAUCAGGAGAUGGUCAUAUCAGGCCAGGGUUAAAAGGAGACCGUGGAGAACCCGGACCACCUGGCCCACCUGGUCCCCCAGGACCUACCUAUCUACCUGAACAUGCUCAGCCUGGACCAGGGGGGCCACAAGGGCCCUCGGGGACUCCAGGAUCCCCUGGACUGCCAGGGAGAGAUGGAAAGCCGGGAAGUAAGGGUGAUAAAGGAGAUGCAGGUCAGAGAGGAGCUCAAGGACUUCCAGGUUUGAAUGGAGAGGCCGGAAUCAAAGGAGAAAAGGGAGAUCCAGGAGUUGGUUUACCAGGCCCUCCUGGUUCCCCCGGGCCACCUGGACCCCCCAGAUCACGCAGUGUACCUUAUGGAGCAGAUGCCUUGGGCUCUGGGUUUGAAGACCUGGACAGUGACACUGAACUCAUCAGGGGUCCCCCUGGUCCACCAGGGCCUCCUGGUCCUCCUGGUCCCCCUGGAUCCAACCUGUCACCUGACACAGCUGAAGGCCUCCCUUCUGGUCAUAUGGGACCACCUGGUCCCCCUGGAAGAGAUGGGUUUCAAGGCAAACCUGGAUUACCAGGUCCAGCAGGAAAAGAUGGGGCUCCAGGUCUACCAGGAGCUGUGGGAGAGAAGGGUGACCAAGGAUUACCUGGGCCACCUGGACCAAAGGGUGAAUGUGGGUCUCUGGGUACAGCAGGUCUUCCGGGGCUCCAAGGGCCUAUUGGCCCACAGGGGAAGAGAGGCCCAGUGGGUCCACCAGGACCCCCUGGACCUCCUGGACCUCCAGGAACCAAAUUCUUUGCAGAGGAUAUGGAGGGAUCUGGGAAGAGCGACAUGCUCAUUGGAACUGGAGUCAGAGGCCCACAGGGUCCACCUGGCCCACAAGGACCUCAGGGUGAAGAUGGAGCCCCAGGAGUUCCCGGGCUCUCUGUCAAAGGUGAACCAGGAGACCCAGGACCAGAGGGUCGUCAGGGUCCUGCUGGACUACCAGGAGCUAGGGGGGCCAAAGGAGAAAAAGGCAGUCCAGGACCCAAGGGUGAUCGAGGAGCUGAUGGGCGUAGUUACCCAGGACCACCUGGGCCUGCUGGACCCCCUGGACCUGCAAUUAAUCUACAGGAUCUUCUCCUUAAUGUUACAGAUGGUAUUUUCAACUUCACAGAGAUCAGAGGACCACCAGGGCCUAUGGGCCCUGAAGGCUUGCCUGGCAGAGCUGGAUUUCCUGGCCCCAGAGGACCAAAGGGUGACAUAGGUCCUCCAGGUGUCCAUGGGCCAACAGGGCUCAAGGGAGAAAAGGGAGAGCCAGGGGUGACCAUUGCAGCUGAUGGAUCUAUCUUAUCUGCACCAAGAGGCCCCCAAGGGCCCAAAGGCAAUAAGGGUGACCGUGGGUUCCAAGGACCACCUGGAGUUAUAGGCCCAAUAGGACCUGCUGGACAAAAAGGAGAGUACGGCUUCCCUGGUCGUCCGGGCCGACCUGGUAUGCCUGGAAGGAAAGGUGACAGAGGAGAUUCUGUUGGCCUGCCGGGACCACCAGGUCCUCCUGGCCCACCUGGACUUCCAGGAAGAAUUCUUGGUCUGAAUGGAACAGUGUUCCCGGUGCGCCCCAGACCGCACUGCAAAAAGGGACGAGAGUCACCGACAAGGGGAGAUUCAGUUGGCGUUAAAGGUGACAAAGGCGAUGAGGGAAUGCCUGGAGAACCAGGCACACUGACAUCUGGUUUGCCGGAUGGAAUUGUGGGUGCUAGAGGUGAUCAGGGAUACAAAGGUCAGAAGGGAGAAAAGGGUGACGAAGGCCUACCUGGUCCUCCGGGACUACCUGGGAGGUCAGGACUUGUGGGUCCAAAAGGUGAGUCCAUUGUGGGUCCUCCAGGACCUGUUGGUUCUCCUGGCCUGCCUGGAGCCCCUGGGUUUGGACGACCUGGAUCCCGAGGCCCACCUGGCCCUGCUGGACCCCCAGGACCUGCACCUGCAUAUGGAUCAGCUGACAGUAUCCCAGGCCCUCCUGGUCCUCCUGGACCACCAGGAUCUCCAGGGUACGCCAACCUGGUGAUCACCUAUAAAACAAUCCACGCUCUAACCAGAGAGAGUCACCGGGCUACAGAGGGAACCCUGGCUUACGUGCCUGAGAGGGGAGGAGAGCUGUACAUCAGAACACGUAACGGCUGGCGCAAGAUCCAGCUUGGAGAGCUGAUCCAUUACGGACCUUCCUCUGCAGCGGCAUCUCAGGCCCUCAGCAGACCUGGAGAAUGGAGCAGACCCCACAGGAUCCACAGCCAGGAGCUGCAGGAAGGCAGUAGAGGAUAUCAGCCCAGCUACAAUGUACUACCACAGACCUUUAAUGCAGUACCUGGGCUCCGUCUGGUGGCUUUGAACGCCCCUCUGAAAGGGGAUAUGCAUGGUAUCCGAGGGGCAGAUUUCCAGUGUUACCAGCAGGCGCGCUCCAUGGGGCUGACAGCCACUUACAGGGCCUUCCUGUCCUCACACCUCCAGGACCUGGCAACCAUUGUGAGGAAGGCAGACCGCACAGACAUGCCAGUGGUUAAUCUCAGGGGUGAGGUGUUGUUCAGUAGUUGGAUGUCCAUCUUCUCUGGGAAUGGAGGCACGUUUGACACGUCCAUACCCAUCUACUCCUUUGAUGGACGCAACAUUAUGACUGAUUCAGCAUGGCCAGAGAAGUUGGUUUGGCACGGCUCCAGUGCCAUGGGCAUCCGUCUGACCACUAACUACUGCGAGGCCUGGAGGACGGCUGACAUAGCGGUGAUGGGCCAGGCUGCACUGCUGCAGACAGGACGACUGUUAGGACAACACACCCGCUCCUGCUCCAACCACUACAUCGUGCUGUGUAUAGAGAACACAUAUGUGGGCAACACACAUCAAAGGAGAACCUGAAGAGACAGAGAGAACACACACACAUACACACACACACACACACACACAUUAACACAUAAAGAAACACAAAUGGCAGGCUUGCUGAAAGUAGAAAAUGUGACAUGGUGCACAUGAAUGGGAAACACAUGCAGGCACAUACACAAGUUAUGAUAAUGUCACAGUUUGGGUAGAAAUGACAUUCAAGUACAGACUGCAGGCACUUCUAUUCACACAUGCACAUGUGCAGACACAAGAGUCAAACAUGUUAACAUACAGAAGCAGGUUCCUACACUCAAGCACAGAAAAACACACAACACACAUUUAAGUUUCUUUUCACUUUGUUUGGUUUCAUCAUUAGUUCCCACCUGAACCCAGAUGUAGUCCGUCCAAGCCUAGACUACUAUUUCAAUUCACUAGAAACACGUGACAGUGCAGAAUGUCAUGACAGAGACCUUUGGGAUUUAUUCACACAUUGUGAUGUUGAAGAAAAAUCCUGGGAUCAUUUCUUGACAUAAUCUGAGUAGAUCUGAGUAACUUAAAGGGCCACACCAGUGUUUUUGCACUGUGUACUUUAUAUAAGUGAUUUUUUUUUUAUUUGAAUUUUUUUCUCUUUCCCUGUAGUAUGAAAAUCAUCUGACUUUUAAAACAGUCCAUCAUCAUGUCAGUGUUAUAUUACUGUUGCUAUGUAUAGUUUGAUUUAUGUGUAUUGCAUUACAGCACGAAAAUAACAUAAUUUUGACCAUAAGUAAUGCAGACCUGUACUGUAAUGGAUUUAACUAGUCUCAAGAAUUUGCUUAUAGAUUUUCACACUGCAUAGAAAUAAUUGACAACCAGUGGAUGCCUGGAGCUGUAUGUUAUGAUUUCUGAGACACAACGUAACAGUUUUGGAAAAUGGUUAGCUGUGAUGUAGAAUAUACAGUAUACCUUGUAGUAAAAAUACUGGAAUGUCCUUAUAAGUCAGUGUUUGUUUUCCUUUGCAGGGAAACAACAUAUUCUAAUUUUGAUCAACACUAUUAUGGACUGAACAGAACUGAAAUUUGGGUAAACAUAAACAAACCUCAUACCUGAUAUCAUGACAGUGUUUCAGUCCCUACUGAGUCUUGUAUAUCAAGGCUAGCUGUUUGUAAAGACUUGUCAGGAGACAGGCUAUAUUGACAGUUGAACGGUGCCACAUGACGUGCAGUUUCCAGGUCAUUCAAGAAAUUAAAUAAUCAGGUGUGAGUCAUUUAGGAUGAUGGUUUCCCUGUAAAAGAUAAGACUGCAACAUUCUGGAUUUUUGUUAUUGUCAACAAAUCCCAUGCAAAGACCAAAAGCAACAAUGUCUUUUAGUAAGCAUUACUCAAACAGGGGGAAAUUGUGUUUUUGUUGGGACUAUUUUCAGCGGUGGAUUAAUCCACAUUUAGUGCUCUUGUGAAGGAACAUGUCAGCCAGUGGAACAGUGGGGCUCACAAUACUUGUUAGAAGGAUUAAUUCAUUGUGAUUUGCUGACAAUAAAAAAAAAACAAAAACAUAUGGAAUAUCACCAGAUUUUAUGAGCACAAUGUGAACCAUUUUGAGAACAUGGUAUACUGUACACAUUCUUACUGUAAUAUUUUAGAUGUAAAUACACUGUAUGUAAAUGACUUCCUACCAACAAAGUCAUCCAAUCACAGCAAUACUUACCCAUGUUUCCUCCAUCUUUUUUCUGGCCAAAAUCCAGUGGGGAAAAAAGAAAAAAAUGUCUGGAUUUUCCCCAAAAUAUUUUACCACUAAGUACUUGUCUCUAAUUGUUGAAUCUACAGAUAUUGAAUCCAUAUUGAGGAGGUUAGUCCGGCAAGAUCAGCUUAGCUUGCUUUGGCUACAAAUAGAGGAGCAAGUACAUGGAUAAUAUUAAAGGCCUUCAUAAAGGCAGUAUGGUGCCCCCUGCUGGAAACUUGUUGACACACCUCCACCUUUGUUUACACUGACUUCUGCAUUGAUGAUUGUCCUUAAAAAUUCAAGUAAAUUUCAGGAUAUUUAAGCAUUUUUUUCCUGUGUUCUGCUGAACUUCAGUCCUGCUGUUUGCAAUAAAGUGAUCUGAACUAGUCUCAACAUUAACAUCCAUGUUUUAGCUUUAGUAUUAGAGUUUAAAUCAAUGUGUGAUUUUCAUUAAUUUAUACUGUAGCAGGACAUAGUCUGAAAAUCUAGCAAGUUCACUUUCAGAUUUUGAUGAAGUUGGAACAUGUAUAUAUAUAUAUGUGUGUUGUUAUUGUCCAAAUGUUUUUGUUUUUUACUCUGUAGAGGUAGAUUUUGUAUGACGCACACUAAAUGACUAAGAUUUUCUCUCACCAUGCGUUGAUUGAGAUGUAGUUCCAGUGUUCUGCCUGUGAGGGUGCCGGCCUGGCUCAAAGACACAAAGUGUUUGAAAUGUUUGGAUUUUCAAAGAAGUGUUAGUUUUCCUGAUGUCUGAUUAUGAUGUUUCUGUUUAAACAAAACUUGAGCUUCUGAGAAAAGAGAACAUUUGUAUUGACUGGUGCUCACUGAAUAAAUGUCUUAUUAUUUGUUUUUUAAAA